AGUUUUAACUUUUAAAUGCAUUGGCAACGGCAUCACAACGGAAGCGCGCGGUGCUGCACGGGAAUUCCCAGCGUGUUGGGCAAUGCACGUGAAUGACUCGAGCAUAAUUACAAAAGUUUAUAGUUAAUUACGUCUUCGCUUAGGCAUUUUACAAAGAGAGGUGGAUGGGAGGAGUACGUAAUAGGUUUUAAAAAGCGCGUGUGUGUGUGUGUUUUGUGCCUUUAAAAACGGCGGGGCGUGUAUGAGCUUUGUGUAUUCCCGUGUCGAUUCAGCUGCCGUGCCCGCCACACUUUUUGGGCUAAAGUCGCAGUGGGAACCGCCGGCGUCUCUGGCGGCGGGGUGGGGGGGGGGAGAUUUGGGAAGACCGGGGCAGCAUCCGGCCCAUCCCCGAACACUGACAGACGAGUGAUGAUCCAAUCUCCUCCUUAAGAUUAUUUUAUUUUUUCUUCAGGAUGGCCCUCGCAUCACCUCGCGUGGACGUCCUGCUGGCCAGUCAGCUCUGCAAGCCACUGGGUGAAAGUCCCUACGUCCAGGGUCGCUGUGUCAAUCGUCUAACCACCACCACCACCACGACCGCCACUGCACAAGGUAACAACGACGACGGCGACAAGAGUCACUGCCUCACAGCUCAAUCCCUCCGCUGCUCAAGGCCUCCUCAAGCCGUCAAUAAUCCUCACGCCGUCAAUAAUCCUCACGGUCACGCCAUGCAACAAUCCAUCAAGCCGCUGCUACGCGAGGUGAUCUCGUCAAUCCGUCUCUAUGGUGGACGUCCUCUCGUCUUUGUCCCUCGUUUGGCUGCCACUCUGUUGUUAGUCUCCACCACUGGCGAUCGUCCCUUAUAGCGACGGGUGAUGCCAAAGCCCACUUACAUUUUUUAGCGGUCUACGUGCCGUGUCUAACGUGUGUAUAUUAUAUGAUCCACGUGAUUGUCUUUCUGUCGCUGCCAGGCAUGUACCUCUGAUUACAGCCAUUCCUCUGUAGGCACUAGUAAGUUGUUAUUUAUAUUAAAUAACAAAAAAAUUCCAAAAGCAUUCCAACCGGUGGUUAUCCACCACUUAAUUUUAUCAGUUUGAUUCCCAUUCUCUCUUCAGUAACUGCCCUAUGUAAACACACUGCUGUGUUUCCCAAAGCAACUGUUACUAUUGUUUUGUUCGUUUUUAUCUGGAGCCUAACUUAGCAGUUUUCUUCAUUACAGAUAUAUUAUAUUAUUAUUGAUCGUGACGAUAAUUGGGAACAGAAUAUCAGAAAAUGUAGGGGCCAAGCAACCACAUGAGCAAACUGGGAUUACGAAAGGUUUCUCAAUCAUUGGCCACAUACAUUUGAUCAGAUCCUGGAAAAGACUCUCAUCAAAUAUUCUGCCGAGCUUGUGUAGAGUAUGGAUCAACAUUUGAUUUGGUGUAGAUUUAUGCAGUCAUCCAGACUCACACAAAUCACAACCUAGAUACAAAUUAUAUAUAGAGCAAUCCCGCGCCAACCGUCCAAUCAUUUAUACCGUGUUCAUUAUCUGUAUAACAAUUUACCAACCAUGACCUGCAAAUGUUGAGUAUCUACGGGUAAGCACGAGUCCGCAACACGCAUUUACAAAUUUGGCAGGCCAGCGGUUCUCCUCCAUGCCGCAAAUCCACCCAUGGCUACCCGUGGCGCUGCGUGGCUUAUUACCUGUCCAUCUGUUUUGUUGUACUGUUUCGCAUUGCAACUGCAUUCACAUUAACCCUUUCCCAUUGCGAGACGUCAGUAAGUAAGACAUUGUACUGUACUCACCACAGAGAACUUUAGCAACAUGACCACACUAUGAUAGCUGGCGCCAAACUGCCAUACACCCUUCCGAAUUGCCUUGUGGGAGCCUCGGUACCUGAAGACGUACCAAUAAAGUUAUUUUAGUUUUUCUUGUGAUUCCAUUUCGAUGGCGUACACGUACGCCUGCCCACUCAUGUCAUUGAUAACCCAGAUGAAGAGGGGGAGGGUGGGCUGAGCCCCUCCUCUUUCUAACUAUCCCUUCCCCCAUGGUCUCAUUGUCAUUAUCAUUGUUAAUAUUAAAAGUACAAAAAGUUAAUGUAAUGUUAAUUUAUGUUUUCUUAUGUUAUUCUGUAUUAUAAUGUUUUAUUCCGUGUUUCAUAAACAAGCAAGUUAGUUAAGCUAUGACGAGUCUGACCGUGUCCGUUGGUUCCCCUAACCCCCUAUUUCCCAUCGGCCCCUGUACUUUAUCCACCGCGGAUUUGCCUACCAUGGCCUUUUCCAGGAACCUAACCCCCGCGGUCAGUGAGGGAUUGCUGUACAGGCGAACCUUGCCCAACACUGCUUUAUUGAAUGUAUGCUUCGGCUCUACACGGUGUACGUAAUGGGGACUGUUUUAUGAAACAUGGGGGUGAAGGCCGUGCUGGUAGCAUAAAAGGAGCCGAGAGCGGGAGCUCAAGGCGGCUGGUUCUGGGAGUGGACUCGUCACCGUCAUCGCUGCCGUCUUCGCUAGAUAUUGCGCUACAAGAUAGUAGUGGGCUAUCUCAGUCAGCGCCGUCAGUGUUAGACGGUUGUGUUGUGUACACGCUAGGCUAAGCAACUGUGGAGAGUGUGUGGACGAGACCGUGAAAGUUGUUAAAUAAAGAAGGUUCCUCCUACAAACCUUGUCUUUGAAUCAGACACUACACAUAUAUGAAUAACGUAGGAUUGAAUCCAUUUUGGUAUUUUUCUGACUAAUAUUCAUCAUGCAUUAAACACGUUCCUUCAGAGUGGGCAGGUAGGAACUUGGUUGGACAGCGCAUUCGUGCGAUCCGUGUUGGAUACCGUAGUCGUGUUGGAGGUUGUAGCUGUUAGUAUUGCAUCCGAUGAUGAAUCUUGAUUUAUUGCUGAUCUUGGUCUUUAAGUUCAUGCAGCUGCUGCAGCAGCAGGUCGCUACCCCUGUGCUGUGACGCCGCCUCCUGCGUGUACCACGCGCCAAUCAACCUGACCUGGUCCUUGAACGGCCACGAUGCUGUCGUAAUCGCGCACCACGGUGCAUGAUGUUGAGCAGGGCGUAGACGCCCCAGUCGUAGCCGUUCGGUUGCUGCGGCACAAACACCGUGGCUAUCGACACCGGCGUGCUCGCCAGUUCGGCGCGCACGACCCGGGCCACCACCGCGCUGGCGAAGGCCGCGGUGCUCUUGGCGUUGCGCAACUGCCCCCGCGCGCAGCCAUUGAGUCUAACAGCAUGGCAGUCGACCUUGGUGGGCACGUGGCGUUGACGAUGACCAUAUGAUUUGCGUAUUUGCAUACGGAGGAUAUCAUACUUUGUUCAAGCUAAAAACAACACUCAUCAAAUACGGAUAAAAAUUAGUGCUGAAACUCCAAUUAUGCGGAUGGAAUUCCGGAUAUGCACGACAGACAGACAAAUAAUUCCUGGUGGGCAGUGUGGAACCUGUUGUUCCUACCUGUAUAGUAUUUGUAAAUGCUAAUGAUGUGGAUAUACUAUAUUUUAGGUAUGUGUGUGUCUAUGUAUGCAAGUAGCGGUGCAGCAAUUCGUACACAACACUACAAUUCUGAGUUGGAUUCCUGGCCAUGUACAUCAGUGGAAAGAGGUAUCUGAACCUGUACUGGACAUCACCGAGGUCAACUCAACCUUAAAUAAGUAGCUGGUGAAGUUUGUAAAUAUCAGCAAUGGAGGGAAACAAAAUGUGGCCGGGCAUGUUGCUGGCCAUGUUGCUGGCCAUGGUACACCCCAAUUCCUGUGCCAACCUUAACAGGAGCCCGCUAACCCCACUCAUCCCGACGGUCUCCUGGGCGGAAUGAAUAAUGUACGUCUUCGUGUGUUAGUAUGCAGUACUGUGUACGUAUAUUAACUCUGAUUGUGUUCAAAUAUAAAAAUAUAUAUCAUAGGGACUUAGAGGUGCGACCACAACUUAAUGCCAAGGGUGGCGAAUUUAGCUUUUAUUGGUGGUCGUGUGUGCGGUAGUGUUCACACGACGUGCGGCAAGCGUGGAAUACAUGUGCGAGCUUCGUCUCCCAGAAGAUGGGCGUAUUAAUGUUUACACUGGCCAGGAGUCAGAGCUGCCCCCGCUAGCACGGCACUGUACCCUCGCUCGGUGCGCCGGCGUCCCAGCGAACCUUCCUGCGUUUGUCUCCCAAGGAAGUGACUGCACAAGGAAAACAAUGGUCUGUCACAUUGUGUUAUGCGGCUGCUCAACCGGAUCACUUAAUUAUUAAUGUUUGUGAUUGCAUGAAAAAAGGGACUCACUGUCGACGUUACAUCUCGCCGCAAAUCACCAGGCCUCCAGACAAUACACGUGGAAAUUAGAAAAUAUUAAAAUAAUUGCACGCGCUUGGGAUGGAGGAGUGCUUCGCUUAGUUUCGUGGCCAAAAUUAAGUGUCGAGUGUAAUUGGGAAAAUGUUUUGGCGGAAAGACAAAGGGCCCCCUGCAAAAACAGGUGAAGGUAUUAUUUUUGCUCAAUCGUACGUUUUAAAAUUAGUGACCUACUUUUUUUCAUUUGGCCUCAUGUUUUGGACGGUCAUACAGUGAAGACCAAUUUGGCGAUGGGGAUUGAUUGCACACUUCACUGACCUGUCGCAUUAAGGAAGCACAGACAGCAAGAUGGGAAAUCGGGGUCGGUUUUGUGGGAUCCGGCCCUUUGUUAAAGAAAUAUUCUGCAAGCUGGCUGACUCGUCGGCGCGCCUCCAUGUAAGAGUGCCACGCUUAAAAAAAGAAAAAGAAAGAAAAAAAGUACAUAAUCGUUUAUCCAAAUGUAGGGCAGCCAAGAGCAGCUGGGGGUGUGUGGCCAUGUGUGGCGUUUUCUGUGAUCUACGCUCACUAUUAGCCGGCGUUGCGUUUUUUGUUUUGUUUAGAUUUUUUUUUCUUUCCCCCGCUGUAUGUAGCCGCAGCGAGGCCGGCGCAGCGUUGGCGGCGGUGCCGGACCAUGGAAACGUUGGAGUCGGAGCUGACCUGCCCUAUCUGCCUGGAGCUCUUCGAGGACCCCUUGCUGCUGCCUUGCGCGCACAGCUUGUGCUUCGCGUGCGCCCGUCGCAUCUUCGUCUCCCACUGCACUUUUGGCGGCGGCGGUGGCAACGGCAGCGGCGACACUCCCGACUCCGUGUCCAGCGCCUUCCAGUGCCCAACGUGCCGCUAUGUAAUCACGCUCGGCCAGCGUGGAUUACAGGGGCUCAAGCGCAACGUCACUCUGCAGAACAUCAUCGCCCGCUUCCAGAAGGCCUCCAUGAGCAGCAGCGGCCUCGGCUCGCCCGGCGGCAGCCGGGAGGAGAUCUCGCCGGGAGGGUCCUUCUUGCCGGACGCCAACAGCGGCAGCACUGGUAGCGCCGGUAGCACCGGCAGCGGCAGCAAUGGAAGCACGAGCGGUGGCAGCUGCUGUGGUGGAAGGGGGGGCGUCGAGGUCCUCUGCCAGUUCUGCGAGUCGGAGCCGCCGCGCCCGGCCGCCAAAACGUGCACCACCUGCGAGGUGUCGUACUGUGAAGAGUGCCUGCGCGCCACCCACCCCAACAAGCGGCCCUUCACUGACCACCGGCUCACUGAGCCGACGGCCGCGGGAGGGCCCGCGCGGGGCCCCAUGUGCGCCGAGCACGAGGCCGAGAAGGUCAACAUGUACUGCGUGACCGACGAGCAGCUCAUCUGUGCGCUGUGCAAGCUGGUGGGCCGGCACCGCGAACACAAGGUGGCAUCACUCGCUGACCUCUACGCCAAGCACAAGCAAGCACUGGAAGCAACGCUGGGGCUGCUGGUGACGAGCAGCAACGAGCUGGAGCUUCUGCUCGCUCGCCUCCUCCAGCUUCACCAGCAAGUGGAGGAGAACUCGUCGAUUCAGGAGAACAAGCUCGAGGGGGAAUGUGAGAAUCUGAUGCAGAUCAUCCGCCAGAGGAAGCAGGCGAUCAGCACCCGCAUCCACGAGGGCAAGUUUGCACGCUUGAGGAAGCUGGAGCAGCAGAUGUCAGACUGCAGGCAGUGCCUGGAGCACUCCACCCUGCUCAUGGGUCAAGCAGAGUAUGGCCUCAAAGAGGCCGACCAUGCGCGCUUCCUACAAACUGCCAAGGACAUCACUGAGCGGUUGACCAUGGCGACCGCCACGUCCCAGAUGCUGUUGCCCGAGGUGACGCUCGGCGACUCAUUCGAUCACCUCACGCUCGACUUCACCAAGGAGAAGAAGCUCCUGGAAGCCUUGGACUGCCUGACGUCGCCCAACACUCCAGUCAUCAAGAAGGACCUGAGCAUGGCAUCGCACGACAGCGUGACGGUGCAGUGGGUGUCCGACGACGAGUUCAACGUGGAGUCGUACGAGCUGCAGUACACCAUCUUCACCGGACAGACGAACCUCCACAGCCUGUGCAGCAGCGUGGACAGCUGGCUCAUCGUCCCCAACAUCCGGCACAACCACUAUACGGUGCACGGCCUGCAGAGUGGCACUCGCUACAUUUUCCUUGUCAAGGCCAUCAACCAGGCCGGCAGCCGCAGCAGCUCCUGCGUCACGCUCAAGACCAACAGCCAGCCGUUUAAGCUGGACCCCAGCUCGGCCCACAAGAAGCUCAAAAUCGGCAACAACAACCUUACGGUGGAACGCGAGGAGCCCUCCAAGAAGAACCACACGGCGGAGCGCUUCGGGGGGCACAGCUGCUACGGCGUGGCCGGGAACGUCCUCAUCGACAGCGGACGCCACUACUGGGAGGUGCUCACCAACGGCAGCACCUGGUUCGCGGUGGGCAUCACUUACCACAGCACUCCCAAGCACGAGUGGAUGGGCAAGAACCCUUCGUCCUGGGUGCUGGGCCGCUGUAACAACUCCUGGGCGGUGCGCGGCAACGGCAAGGAGGCGGCGCUCGAACCCCGAGCCCACCUCCGGCGCCUGGGCGUGCUGCUCGACUACGACGGCUGCCUGCUAUCGUUCUACGAUGCGGCCACGGCGCAGCACCUGCACUCGCUCUCCAUCUCCUUCGUGGAGCCCGUGCUGCCGACCUUUGCCGUGUGGAACCGCUCCAUGAGCGUGCUCACCGGCCUUCCUGUACCCGACUACAUCGACCAGGAUGACCAGAUGCCCGAGUGAGUGUGGCCUGGGCCGCUACCCUCCAAGACCAGACGCCGGUCGAGCGGCCAUCCACCACGCCAUCGCCAUCGUUGCUCGGCAAGCUCACGGUGGCGAGAUGUUAACUACCUCGCCUGGUAUGCAGGAGGUCGUGGGUUCGAACCCAACCCUGAUGCCUGUAUAUUUGGAGUUU
Molecule: messenger RNA, 7182 nt
Organism: Petromyzon marinus (sea lamprey)
Lineage: Eukaryota; Metazoa; Chordata; Hyperoartia; Petromyzontiformes; Petromyzontidae
Source: RefSeq, a predicted model, not a curated record